AUGAUCGGCCCCACGAUCCAGGACGAUAUCUUUUCAUUAAUUACUAGAUUUCGAUUCCACAAAUAUGUUCUAACGGGCGAUAUCGAAAAGAUGUACCGACAGUUCAUCGUACGACCUGAGGAUCGCCAAUAUCAAAAAAUUCUUUGGUAUGACAAGGACAAUCGAAUUACCACGUACGAGCUCAAUACAGUCACCUUUGGACUGUCCGCUGCUCCGUUUUUGGCAUCCAGAUGCCUCAAGCAGAUCGCUCUAGAUUACGCUGAGGAAUAUCCACUCGCUGCACGUGUUUUGGCAAAGGACAUGUACGUCGACGACUUGUUGACUGGAUUUUCCACUCAGCAAGAGGCCCUGGCUGCUCAAACUCAAAUAAUCCAAUGCCUACUACAGGCAGGUCCCAAUAUCAGACAAUGGGCAUCAAAUGAGAUGAGUCUGCUGCAGCACCUACCUGCAGAAGACAUCAAUAAACAUCUCCAGCUCGACAAUGAAAAAACCUUAAAAACAUUGGGAGUUUUUUGGCACCCUCAGUCCGACAAAAUCAAUUAUUCAGUCAAGCCAAUCAUAAAUAGCCAUGCAAUCACCACGAGGUCCAUUCUGGCUCAUGUAGCCUCAUUGUUCGACCCACUAGGGCUUCUUGGUCCAAUGAUUCUACUCGCCAAGAGUAUCAUUCAAAGGCUAUGGGUGGCAAAAGUGGAGUGGGAUGAGUACCAACCAGCAUCCACACUCUAUGGACUGACGUCAACAUGCAUACAGUUACACGGUUUUUGCGACGCAAGCGAGAGAGGAUACGGAGCAUGUAUCUACGUGAGGUCCAUCAAUACCAUGGGGGAGAUCCACACAGCUCUUCUAUGCUCCAGGUCGAGAGUGGCACCAUUAAAAACCAUCACAAUCCCACGACUCGAACUGUCAAGCGCACAAACCUUGGUUCAACUGUAUCAAGCCGUCAAGGAAGCCAUCACUGCUCCAGUAUCCAAGGUAGUCUUCUGGACUGACUCUAUGGUAGCACUCCAUUGGAUUGCAUCAUCGCCACAUAAAUUAAAAACAUUUGUGGCUAAUCGAGUUGCCGCUAUUCAACAAGGUUCUUCUGGGAUUGAUUGGAGACACAUAAGAUUCGAGGACAAUCCCGCAGAUGCUCUUUCACGAGGUCAAUUGCCUCAGGAAUUGGUCGACACCUGCUUGUGGCGUCAAGGACCAAUUUGA
This is a messenger RNA of Diachasmimorpha longicaudata, 1197 nucleotides long. RefSeq lists its product as uncharacterized. The record is from RefSeq and is a predicted model, not a curated record. Lineage: Eukaryota; Metazoa; Arthropoda; Insecta; Hymenoptera; Braconidae. The coding region runs from base 1 to 1197 and encodes 398 amino acids. The transcript has 2 exons.